UUCCAGAGCCUUUUUGUCCCCCAACAGAAAUAUGAAUAGCAAUUACUCCAUGGGCAACAGUCCCAUUUUAAAAUACCCUGUCUCAUUGUCCCCCAGAGCCUACUUUAAUGUGCCAGACCAUGUUUUUUGCUUGGAAUGGGAGAUGCAUUACUGAGCCCAUAGGUGGUGAGGUAAAUGCCCAAUCUCUCUCUGAAAUAGUGUCAUUAGACAGCCUUGACAUCUCCCCUAGCCUUCCCUCCCUGUCACACUGGAAUACCCAUACCUCUAGAUAAUAAUGCACACACCCAGACACCACCUAGAUCCUAACACUCACAUGUGUGCACAGUGAUACACAACACAUGCACACAGAUAAGUACCAUCUACUCUGAUACACACAAAGGGUGCCAAGGCAAUGACAUGCAUACCUCUCAGACUGGACUGAUUCAACCACAAGCACCAAUAACACACCUUCCCACAAGCACAUAGCUUUUGAACUCUUUUCUUGGAUCCCAUUCAAGGAGAUGGAAAGCAACAAGAGUCACGAGUUGCCUUUGCACUUUCAUUUCCCAACACCUCUCUUAUCUCUGCUUCAUAUGUUACCCCUGGCCCAUUCUUCCUUCCUGUGCUUGAAGAAUCUCCACUUGCUGGAAAAUUCCCUGGUUUAUUCCUCUCCACCUUCGGGAAAAUGCCCUCUUUCUGGUCCUCACCUUGUUCCUUUCCUGAGAUCAUUCUGAACAGUCAAAUUCAGCCUCAAAACAGGAAGUCCCAGGCCAAGGCCCAUGUCAGUCUGAGGCUUAGGCAGGCUGUAGGCGUGGAGUAAAGCUUCCUGAGCACGGUCCCCCUGGUCCUGCCCUGAACUUGAGGACUUUCAUUAGCCCUUGGCACUUAUCUUGGAACCACAGCUGCUGACAGCGUCCCGGCCCUUGAUAGUGCUGGCAGUACCAUGGGGAACUGUUUCUACCGGGUGGAUUCCUCCUUCUCACUUGACAAGAACGAAAGUCAAAUUUCUUUUGAUUAUCCUUGGAAUUAUUCCUAUGAUGAGAACAACUCCCUUGAAGACUACAGCAUGCUGGAUUCAGCUGCCCCCUGCCACUCUUGUAACCUGCUGGAUGACUCCUCGCUGCCCUUCUUCAUCCUGGCCAGUGUCCUGGGUGUACUGGCGAGUGGCGCAGUCCUUUUUGCACUUCUCAGACCUCUCUUUCACUGGCAACUCUGUCCUGGCUGGCCCAUCUUGGCACAGUUGGCAGUGGGCAGUGCUCUCUUCAGCAUUGUAGUGCCUAUCCUGGCACCAGGGAUAAAUAGUGCCCACAGCACCUCUCUGUGCCGCCUGGGCUACUGGGUCUGGUACAGCUCAGCCUUUGCCCAGGCUCUACUGAUAGGGUGUCAUGCCUGCCUGGGCCCCAAACUGGGUGCAGGGCAGACCCUAGGCCUCACCAUAGGACUCACUGUGGGGCUUUGGGGAGUGGCUGCCUUAUUAGGGCUACCAAUCACCUUUGCCAGUGACACUUUUUAUGGCUUCUGCACUCUGGCAUCCAGGAGGGGCCUGGGGCCUUUGCAGUCCACACAUGCUGCAGCUUGCUUUGCCACCUUCACCUUGUUGCCACUGGGUUUAUUGGUAACCAAGGGCCUGAAGAAGGCAUUGGGCAGGGGGCCAGACCCCCGGCUUAAUAUCCUGUGGGUCUGGUUUAUUUUCUGGUGGCCUCAUGGGGUGGUUCUGGGAUUUGACUCCCUGGUGAGGUCCAGAGUGUUGCUGUUACCAUCAUGUCUGGCCCAGCAAAUUUUGGACCUGAUGUUGCAUGUGGCAGAAGCCUUGGCCAUGUUGCACUGUGUGGCUGCACCCCUGCUACUGGCAGUGUUCUACCACCAGUCCACCCAUACUUCCCUGCCCUCCCUGCCUCUCCCUGCAAGAGGAUCUUCUCAUCUGGAUACCUUUGGAGGCAAAUCCUAGCUCUCUUCCCACCUGUCAACCUGAAUUAAAGUGUACACACUGCUUUUAUGAAGCGUGUGGUUUCUUAUUUUGUCUGGGGAUGAAGAGGAGAGGCAAGAGAAUGGAGAGAGAAAGACAUUUCAUGCCAGACUUUACUGCCAGCUUCUGUUUCUCUAGCUGGCCUA
Molecule: messenger RNA, 2091 nt
Organism: Castor canadensis (American beaver)
Lineage: Eukaryota; Metazoa; Chordata; Mammalia; Rodentia; Castoridae
Gene: Ackr1
Product: atypical chemokine receptor 1 (Duffy blood group)
Biological process (GO): chemokine-mediated signaling pathway; regulation of chemokine production; inflammatory response
Cellular component (GO): membrane
Molecular function (GO): C-C chemokine binding
Source: RefSeq, a predicted model, not a curated record